Caretta caretta (loggerhead turtle) is the source of this 3006-nucleotide messenger RNA. It is a transcript of the gene LSR, whose product is annotated as lipolysis stimulated lipoprotein receptor. The record is from RefSeq and is a predicted model, not a curated record. Gene Ontology annotation, cellular component: tricellular tight junction; plasma membrane. Lineage: Eukaryota; Metazoa; Chordata; Testudines; Cheloniidae. Gene Ontology annotation, biological process: tricellular tight junction assembly; establishment of blood-brain barrier.
AAGCUCUGGGAAGGGAGUGGGGUCUAGUGGUGGGAGCAGGGAAGGCAGUGAGUCAGGACUCCUGGACUUUAGCCCCAGAUCUGUGAGAAGAGUGGGGUUGAGUGGAUAGAGCCAUGGGGAGGGCAGCUGGGAGCCAGGACUCCUGGGUUCUAUCCCUAGUUCUGCUCCUUACCCAAGGCCUGAGCUAACUGGACCUCUUGCCCUGGGGUAGCAUGGCGAGGAGGGAUACCGGGGUAGAUGGGCCCAUUGCUUUGAUCCAGCGCAGAGUGGGCUACGCAGCUGAUAACUGGCCUAUGGAGAGGAACUGAGGCAGGGAGCUGACUCCAAACAACCCCACACCAUCAUGCUGAGCAAGGAGAGGCUGUCGGCUGCAGCCCCCUCAGGCCAUGACGGCUCCUGGCUUCCUGCGGCAGGACUGCAGGAUGCUGAGGAAGAGGAGGAAGAGGAGGAAGAUGGACAGCCCCACCACCAGAGACUCGAUGGCCGAGUAGGCACGGGUCAGCUCUGGGGCGGAGGCCAGCACCCUAGGCGGGGUGACCAGGAACUGGCCCACCAGCUGCCCGCCCACGUAGCACUGGUAAUAGCCGGCAUCGGUGCCAUUCCAGGAGGAAAGCAGCAGGGUCCCGCCACCGGUCGCCUUGUCCAGGCCAAUGGAGCCGUUGCGCUGAUGAAGGUCCAGCCAGGCCCUGCCCACGGGAUGCAAGUCACGGUGCCGAACCCUUUCAACGUGGUGAUCCUCUUCCAGCCUGUUACCCUGCAGUGCAACUAUCAGACCUCAGCCACCCAGCUGCCCAUAGUCACCUGGAAGUAUAAGUCCUACUGCCGGAGCCGCCUGGCCGAUGCCUUCAACCCCAGCAGUCAGGAGAACCAGAUCAACAACCAGCUGCAGCAGAACAACCCCGGAUACAACCCCUAUGUGGAGUGCCAGGACAACACUCGCACAGUGCGGGUGGUGGCUACAAAGCAGGGCAACGCCGUGACACUGGGGGACUUCUAUCAGGGGCGUCGGAUCACCAUCACCAACAAUGCCGACCUCAGCAUUGACCAGACAGCCUGGGGCGACAGCGGCGUGUACUACUGCACCGUUACCUCUUCACAAGACCUGCAGGGCAACAACGAGGCCUACGCCGAGCUCGUCGUGCUGGGCAAAUCAUCUGAAGUCUCGGAGCUUUUACCAGGCUUUCAGAUAGGGCACAUGGAAGACUGGCUCUUCGUGGUCCUGGUGGUGCUGGGAUUCCUCCUCCUCUUCCUCCUCUUCGGCAUCUGCUGGUGCCAGUGCUGUCCCCACACCUGCUGCUGCUAUGUCCGGUGCCCCUGCUGCCCUGAGAGGUGCUGCUGCCCAGAAGCUCUCUACACCGCUGGAAAAGCUGCCACUGCCGGCGUCCCCAGUGUUUACGCUCAGAGUGUCGGUGCCCCCAGUAUCUACUCCCACCCAAACCCCGGGAAGCUAGGUCCUCCUGCCCCCAUGAUCCCCAUGGGCCCCAUGUACAACGGUUAUGGGGCAGAGUACGACAGAGCCAGCUCCGUUGGUGGGAACAGCUCCCAGGUGCCCCUGCUCCGGGAUACCGAUAGUGGUGGGAACUCAGCAGUGCGGAGCGGAUACCGGAUCCAGGCUAACCAGCAGGACGACUCCAUGCGGGUCCUUUAUUACAUGGAGAAGGAGCUGGCCAAUUUCGACCCUACACGGCCGGGCCAGGCCAAUGGCAAGCUGGAGAAAGUCUCAGUGAUGAGUGAGAUCAGCUCCCUCCACGAAGACGACCGGCGCCAGGAGCUGCGCCAGGGGCUGGGGCGGCUGCGGACCCGGCCCAUGUCACCCAUCAGUGACGUGGGGGAGGGGGAGAGCGGGCGGGGUAGUGAGGCCCGGCACCACCUCCUCCCCCCUCCCCGGCGGGGCGAGCGCUAUGAGGAGGAGCAUUACGCCCGGCGGCCCCGCUCCCACUCUGUGGAUGACCUGGACCGUGACUGGUCCCCACAGCCGGAGGGACGGGGCAGGGGGCGGGGCAGGCAGCGUCGGGACAGCUCCCCCGACUGGCGGGAGGAGGAGUACUACGGCCAGCGGCGCAGCCGCAGCAGGGACGACCUACGGGAGCUUGAUAGGGGCCACUACGACGGGCGGCUCCUGCAGGAGGUGCUGCGCAAGAAGGGGAGGGCCGGCAGCCGCGAGGACCUGGAUGGGGGCAGCGGGUCCAGCGCGCGAUCAGGGAACAGGAGGGACCGGGAUGAAGAUGGCUUCCCCCCACCGCCACCACCCUACACAGAAACAGAGUCGGUCUCCUCCCGGGGCAAGAAUGACCGCAAGCUCCGACGGAACCCCGACCUCAGCAGAGAGAGCUUGGUGGUUUAAAUGCAAUCCACUUUCCUUCCCGAUCGCUUUCCUAGAGCACCACCAGUGCAGGAGAUGGAGGCCAUGGAUCUGAGAAGGUCACGUCUUUCCUCGGAGGGCACACAGGACACUGGCUGGCCCGUUGCCACGAGGCUCAGCAAAGCAGUUGGGGCCUUGUCUACCUGGUGCUUUUAUUAUGAAUUGGAUCAACGUGCAGCCUGAGAUUUCUCAAGUCAGGCAAGGGACAGGGGCUCCUGAUUGCCACGGAAAAGCAGGGCGUUACUGGGGAAAUCUGGAGCCCUUGUUGGGGAAGAGGGUGUCUCUAAAUUUUAGCCUUAAUUUUAACAUAGCAUUUGGUUGAAAUAUUUGGGCCAGCUCCUCAACUGGUAUAAAUUGAUCUCAGUUGAGCGACGUCUGCUUGACACCAGCUGGAGACCUGGCCUAUUAUUUUGGCUCCAAUUCCCAGCUGGUCCACAGAACUGUAAAUUUUUUCCCUGGAUGUUUUUAAAUAUUUUGAAGCUUUUUUAAGACUAACUUUUUUCAAAGCUGUCUUAAAAUUACAUAUGUUUUUUAGCAGAGUUGUGGAAUCCCAGGUGCUGUACAUACUUUUGCAAAAAGCUGGACCGUUUUUUUUAUCGGUAGGCUUUUGAGAUUUUUCUGAUUGUUGUAGAAAAUAAAAAAUU